Messenger RNA from Lepus europaeus (European hare), 4908 nucleotides. RefSeq names its product TATA-box binding protein associated factor 3 (gene TAF3). The coding region runs from base 191 to 2983 and encodes 930 amino acids. The transcript has 7 exons. Gene Ontology annotation, molecular function: protein heterodimerization activity. The record is from RefSeq and is a predicted model, not a curated record. Gene Ontology annotation, cellular component: transcription factor TFIID complex. NCBI's taxonomy places the organism in Eukaryota, Metazoa, Chordata, Mammalia, Lagomorpha, Leporidae.
GAGUCCAAAAUGGCGGCUCUCAGGCUGGCGCGCUCCUUGCUGCUGGGGUUUUGAGGUGGUUGCCCGGGGUCUGGGGGACGCUUUCCCCGCCGCGGGGGCCCUAAAGGAUGAAUCGAGAACUCUGCUAAGGUCAGGCGGCGGGGCUGGAGAGAAGUGGCAGCAAGGGCUGCGGUGGCGUCCACACACCGGGAUGUGCGAGAGUUACUCCAGGUCGUUGUUGAGGGUCUCGGUGGCGCAGAUCUGCCAGGCGCUGGGCUGGGACUCGGUGCAGCUCAGCGCCUGCCACCUCCUCACGGACGUGCUGCAGCGCUAUCUGCAGCAGCUGGGCCGGGGCUGCCAUCGGUACUCUGAGCUCUAUGGCCGAACAGACCCAAUUUUGGACGAUGUUGGUGAAGCUUUCCAACUUAUGGGGGUUAGUCUACAUGAACUAGAAGACUAUAUUCACAACAUUGAACCUGUCACUUUCCCACAUCAAAUCCCCUCAUUUCCUGUUAGCAAGAACAAUGUACUGCAGUUUCCUCAACCUGGAAGUAAAGAUGCCGAGGAAAGAAAAGAAUACAUUCCUGAUUACAUGCCACCCAUUGUGUCUUCUCAAGAAGAGGAAGAAGAAGAGCAGGUACCCACUGAUGGAGGCACAUCAGCAGAAGCCAUGCAAGUUCCCCUGGAAGAAGAUGAUGAACUGGAGGAGGAGGAAAUUAUUAAUGAUGAGAAUUUCUUGGGUAAAAGACCAUUGGAUAGUCCUGAAGCUGAAGAAAUGCCGGCCAUGAAGCGACCGCGACUGUUAAGCACGAAAGGAGACAACUUAGAUAUAGUAUUAUUGGAAGCUCGAGAACCACUCAGCUCAAUAAAUCCUCAAAAGAUUCCACCAAUGCUUUCUCCAGUUCAUGUACAGGACAAUACAGACUUAGCACCUCCUUCACCAGAGCCACCAAUGUUGGCUCCAGUUGCAAAAUCACAAAUGCCAACUGCAAAACCAUUAGAAGCAAAGUCUUUUACUCCUAAAACUAAGACUAAAACAAGUUCUCCAGGGCAGAAGACUAAGUCACCUAAAACCACCCAGUCCCCAGCAAUGGUUGGAAGUCCUAUUCGGUCACCAAAAACUAUAUCCAAAGAAAAGAAAUCACCUGGACGUUCUAAGAGCCCCAAGAGCCCCAAGAGCCCCAAGGUUAUGACUCAUAUUCCCCAACCACCUGUCAGACCUGAAACACCAAAUAGGACUCCUUCAGCUACAAUAAGUGAAAAAAUCAAUAAAGAGACCAUUCAGGUGAAACAAGCACAAACACCCCCCGAUGCUGGGAAACUGAACAGUGAGAUUCAGCCGAAAAAGGCUGUUGUCACAGAUAAAACAAUUGAUGACUCUAUUGAUGCUGUGAUUGCACGAGCCUGUGCUGAACGAGAGCCAGAUCCUUUUGAAUUUUCUUCUGGAUCAGAAUCCGAAGGAGAUAUUUUUACCAGCCCUAAGAGAAUUUCAGGUUCGGAGUGUGCCACUCCAAAAGCUUCUACUUCCUCAAACAAUUUCACGAAGUCAGGAUCCACUCCUCUGCCUCUUUCUGGUGGAACCUCAAGUUCUGAUAACUCAUGGACAAUGGACGCCUCGAUUGAUGAGGUUGUGCGUAAAGCAAAGAUGGGAACACCGGCAAAUAUGCCUCCCAACUUUACUUACACCUCUUCCCCUUCAGUUUCUCCUCCCACUCCCGAACCUCUCCACAAGGUAUAUGAGGAGAAACCCAAACUGCCUUCCUCAGUGGAGGUAAAGAAGAAGUUGAAAAAGGAACUAAAGACUAAAAUGAAAAAGAAAGAAAAGCAGAGAGAUAAGGAGAGGGAGAAAGACAAAAGCAAGGAAAAAAAUAAAGAGAAGGAGAAAGUGAAGGAGAAAGAGAAGGAAAAGGAAGCCAGCAAAGAAGCAAAGUAUCCGUGGAAGGAAUUUCUUAAAGAUGAAGACUCAGAUCCCUAUAAGUUUAAAAUAAAAGAAUUUGAAGAAGUUGAUUCAAAAGUGAGAUUGAAAGAUGGAAUUGUGAGGAAGGAGAAAGAGAAACAUAAAGAUAAGAAGAAAGACAGAGAAAAAGGCAAAAAAGAUAAAGAUAAGAGAGAAAAAGAAAAAGGUAAAGAUAAAGGCAGAGACGAUAAGAUGAAAGCCCCACCGACCCCACUGGUGUUGCCCCCCAAAGAAAUGGCCUUGCCCUUAUUCAGCCCUGCUGCAGCCGUGAGGGUCCCAUCCAUGCUACCUUCUUUGUCACCAAUGCUUCCAGAAAAACUGUUCGAGGAAAAAGAGAAACCUAAGGAGAAAGAGAGGAAAAAAGACAAAAAGGAGAAGAAGAAAAAGAGAGAGAAAGAGAAGGAAAAGGAGAAGAAAGAGAAGGAAAGAGAGAAAGAGAAAAAAGAGAGAGAGAAGAGAGAAAAAGAGAAGGAGAAACACAAACACGAAAAAAUAAAAGUGGAACCAGUCGUUCCAGCCCCAAGUCCAGUUAUCCCCAGGUUGACUCUCCGAGUUGGUGCUGGCCAAGACAAGAUUGUCAUCAGCAAAGUUGUUCCAACCCCCGAGGCUAAGCCGAGCCCUUCUCUGAACAGACCUAAAACCCCACCACCAGCCCCCGCCCCUGUACCUGUGCACGUGAACCCCACCCCCGUGCCAUUACCACUCCUCACCCAGGCCACUGCAUGCCCAGCUCUGAUGCCUUCUCCAGCCCCCGCCAUGUCCGGAGCAGGAAGCUCCAAAGCUCCCGUGCGCAGCGUGGUGACAGAGACGGUCAGCACUUACGUGAUCCGAGACGAGUGGGGCAAUAAGAUCUGGAUCUGUCCUGGGUGUAACAAACCUGACGACGGAAGCCCCAUGAUUGGCUGUGACGACUGCGAUGGCUGGUACCACUGGCCCUGUGUUGGAGUAAUGGCUGCACCGCCAGAGGAAAUGCAGUGGUUUUGUCCCAAAUGUGCCAACAAGAAGAAAGAUAAGAAGCACAAGAAGAGGAAGCACCGUGCGCACUGACGUCUCGACGUGGCCUGGACUGAGAGUGUCAGCUCGGGCUUUCGCCCCAGCGCCUGCGGAGGGCAGCUGGUGCAACUGUGCCAUCACAUCCACCCCCAAAUUCCAGUGGACCAUGAACCUGGGAAGGCCGAGGACAAGAACACACCAUCCCCUCUGGAUUUUUCCCUUCUGAAACACACUAGCCUGUGGCUCCGCGACGGUGUGAUUGAAGAGAAACUCCGAGGCGUGGCCCAAGGGCUGCCCACCUCCAUUUUUCUAUUACCAGUGACAAGUAUUAUUAAUAAAAAAAAGACCGUACAUCUUCCCUUUUGAUUUCCUUUAUUCUCUCCAGGGCCUUUUCAUUAAGGUAUUAGAUGAGAAGAUAUGUGCAAACUGCCUUGACUGUAAUUUAAGGAUGAUAUCAUUAGUCUGUAUACAGUUUUCAACUCCUUUCCCUCUAGAGUAAGAUAAUCAUAAUAACAUAAAAGAAAACUCCAAUUGGAGUGCUGGUAAAUAUUUUUGUGAUGAGAAUAUAUGAAGCUUCCCCCACCCCAAUCCCCCGUUUUUAGUACUAACAUGUAAAAUGUUCAGGCUUUUGUGAAAUACCUUAUAUUUUUUAAGAAAAAGGUUUCUAUCAUGUCCUGUUUGCUUUUGUGCAAAUUAUUUUUGUUUACUCUAACGUAUUUUAUAUCUUUGUUGCAUUCUAAUUUUGCCCUUCUUUAAACUGCUGGCGUCUCUUCUCACUCACUGCUUGUAUAUUUCAUCAACUUGUAUAAAAACUCUUCAUACUAAAAGGUUUCCCCCUAAUGUAAAUAAUAAAUAUUUAUGAAGUAGUUAUUUUUAAAAAUUUUUAUCGUGUUUAAUUCUGGCUUUCUCUGAAAUCCACAGUGAUUUCGGCCAUGUCUGUAAUUACUACUGUCCACAAGCAAAGGAGGUAGGGAGAAAGAGCCCUCCUUCAAAGUCAUUGACCUUGAGCUGAGCCUGUGCAGUGCCCAAAAGCAUGGUGGGGGGAAAAGGACCCGAGCAGUUGGAAGGAAAACAAGGCAAUUUAAAUCUGUAGUUUAUGAUUUGAAAUUGUUUUGUUUGUUAUCUACUUUGUUUCUGUAAAAUUUUUUGACUGACUUUUAUGAAAAGGACAUGUAGGUUCCAUGAAAGUUAAAAAAAAAAAAAGACAAAACAUAUACUGUAGCAUUUUGUGUUUAUAUUGUUUUAUUUCUACAAAUCUGUUCAUUGAUAUUGUGCUUUACGGCUGAAAUGAAGUAUAUUAUGAAUUUUUUAAAGAAAACAUCAAAUUUCAGGGUAUCACAAAACUUUAUUAUAUUACUAUACUGCCCACUAUUUAUUAUAUGUUAUAGAUGUCUGAAAAGUAAACCAAAUAUUUUAUUUUUAAUGUAAAAACAUCAAAUUUAACUUUAUUAGCCUAUUUUAGCAGCUUUGGAAUAAAUAUAGAGUUUUACUUGAUUUUGAAAUAACCCCAACAUGGGCCCUUGUGAUGGGUUUCUUGAAUGCUAGGAUAUGGGCUUUGAACCUAAUACAGGUAUAUCAUUAGAAAAUGUGAUUUUUUUAUUGCCAAACAAAUUGAUACUAGUGUAUGAAUUAGUCAUAUUUUAAAACAUAUUAUGUGGUUAGAGAAAUGCAACUUUCUGCCAGAAAUGUUAAAUUUGCUAAUCAGUGGAAAUGGAGUAUCUCUUUUAAGAGUACAGGAUAUCAUUGCCCUCCUUACUCUACAGGCCAAAGUUUUUCUAUCCCUGCAAGGAAAAAAAAAAAAACAAGAACAACAACAACAAAACAUCUGUGUUGAAAUAUAUGUUUUUGUUUUAUUAAUUGGAGAUCAUUCUAAAUACUUUAUACAAUAUUUUCACAUGCACAAAUAUACCCAUUAGUGCUUUUUGGAGAGGGAUGAGGGGUGGGGGAAGUACAAAAUAAAGAUUAUUGGCUGUUUCAUA